Messenger RNA from Botrytis fragariae, 753 nucleotides. RefSeq lists its product as uncharacterized. The coding region runs from base 1 to 753 and encodes 250 amino acids. The record is from RefSeq and is a predicted model, not a curated record. The transcript has 2 exons. Lineage: Eukaryota; Fungi; Ascomycota; Leotiomycetes; Helotiales; Sclerotiniaceae.
AUGGAUUUUGCUAAUCAGUGCUUUUUCCAGUCAACUGCAACCUCCAACAAUCACAAGAACGGAUCCACGAAAUCAACGACAUCUGCUGCCGGCGUAAGGCAGGCUGAGGAGGAAGAGAUUGCUGCAACAGUGUACGCUUGGAGCGGAACAUCACUAUCAAAGACAGCCGAAGGCCUCUUGUAUCUCGCAACUAUUGGCAGUCCUUCAGAGAAGAUUGUGAAUAAGGAGAAGGAAGGCUACUCGGGUGUCUCGAAUACUCGGGCUCAAUGCCAUAUUCUGCUCCACUAUACCUUGGAAAGUACGCGCCUCAACAGUAGGUCUCUACGAUACAAGUCUCGACUGUCAAUUGCAAACGAUAGCCCUUGGCACGCUUAUUGUACUCCGCAAUUGAGAGUCACAUCUAGAAUUGAGUGCACAAUAAGAGCGGUUGUGCCACUGGCUUUUGAUAGAAGUGCGCCAAAGUUGGUACAGGCGUACAUGCUCCGUUUCGAUUCCACAACUAAACUACGUGGCAGUGAUUCUAACAGCUUUAUAGGUGUUUUUGAUAUCACAUCACUACUUGCAGAUAGCCAACACAACAACACCCGAAGUCUUGUGCCUCCGCAAAUCCACAGGGAUGCAUCAUCAAUACCUAAAUUAUGCUCCCUCAGCAAGUCCCAACAGUAUACCGAAGGAUCGCCGUUGACUUCAAAAUACGAGCCCACCAUGCUACUGUUAUGUGUUUACAAAGCGGAAGAUGGUCAUAAUGAUUAA